Ostertagia ostertagi is the source of this 423-nucleotide messenger RNA. The record is from the annotation of a GenBank genome assembly. Lineage: Eukaryota; Metazoa; Nematoda; Chromadorea; Rhabditida; Trichostrongylidae.
UUUGGAAUCCUCUCGUUGGCGAACAACUCCCUCACGCACAUCACGGCAGAAGCAUUCUCGGCUCUGCCACACCUGAAACAUCUCGAUCUCUCCAAUAACAAUCUGCUCUCAUUACCGAAGAAUGUGUUCAGUAAGCUGAAGAACCUCGAGACGCUGACUCUAUCGAACAACGAGCUACAAUUGUCUCCAGACACCUUUGCGGGACUUGUCGCCUUACAGCGACUAGAGCUGACCUCAAAUCGACUGGCUUAUUUGCCACCAUCGGUCUUCCGAAGCCUGAAAUCGUUGAAGAUACUCGAUUUGGCCAACAAUAAGCUAUUGGCGCUACCAGCUUCACUUCUCUCUACCAUGCCACAACUGAGACAUCUCGACGCCAGCCACAAUCUUCUUUCCGACGUAAGAAUUCUUCGUUUUCUUGAAUAA